Messenger RNA from Phialemonium atrogriseum, 1069 nucleotides. Its product is annotated as Phox domain-containing protein. Lineage: Eukaryota; Fungi; Ascomycota; Sordariomycetes; Cephalothecales; Cephalothecaceae. The transcript has 3 exons. The record is from RefSeq and is a predicted model, not a curated record. Gene Ontology annotation, molecular function: phosphatidylinositol-3-phosphate binding. Gene Ontology annotation, cellular component: endosome. Bases 106 to 924 code for a protein of 272 amino acids.
AACUUCGGACUACCAGCCCAGUUCUGGGUCACCGCAAUUGCUACCUUUGCUUGACAUUCUGAACGGCAGCGAUCCGCUGAUGUCGACCCUGCCUCACAUGGCUGAAUGGCGUCGGAGGUGGAACAUCGACCGCAAGCAGCUCGCAAGGGCGGCGGCAACCCCGGCGGCGUAAAUGAUCCCCCAACGACAUCCAGAUCCUCCUCGCGCCCGUCGCAACCGGUCGCAAAGUCGGCCACGGGGCGGGUCUGGGCCCUCAUAAACGGCGAAGGCGCCGCGGAGCCGCUCGAGCCGGCGGCAGCAGCGGCAAUAGCCCGGCCGCUCGACGGCCUCCAGCCUCUCUUCGCCGAUGCGACCGACUACGCCUCCGACUCGGGCGACGAGUCGUCGUCACCGUCGGACACGCUCUCCCCCGUGUCAUCGCCUCCGCCGCCGUACUGGGCGGGCACGCACGCCCGCUCCGUCUCCAACACGUCCGUCGAGAGCGUCCUGCCCGUCGGCGCCAUCACGCUGCAGGAUAACGAGCACGACGACGGGCCCGGCGGGAGCAACGUGUAUGGCCGGGACCGGAACCGGGCGUGCUGGGCCAAGAGCGUCGAGGUGACCGACUUUGUCGUCGUGAACGGCAGCGCUACCAAUAUCGGGGCAUUUGUCGUGUGGAAUAUCCGCGUGGAGACUUUGAAUGGCUCCUAUAUGAGUAUCUGCAAGCGAUACUCAGAGUUCGACGACCUUAGGAGGCGGCUUAUGCAGACCUUUCCAAACUUCAAGGCCGCCAUGCCAGAACUGCCGCCUAAAAGUGUCAUAUCAAAGUUCCGGCCCAGGUUUCUGGAGAGGCGCAGGGCCGGCCUACAAUACUUCCUCAACUGUAUAUUGCUGAACCCUGAGUUCUCUGGCUCUCCGGUUCUCAAAGACUUCUUAUUUUCGUGAACAUAUUUCUCGCUUAUACUGGUCGUUCGUGGGUGGGGGACAAACGAAGGCUGGUUAAAUUAAGCAUAUCUAACAUCGACUAGCAGAGUAAUUAUAAUUUGGAAAUUUGACUACUCUUGGGCGCGAGAGCCUAGAUACUCAGGUU